UUCCAAUUGGUGAAAGUAGUCUUCCCCACCACGCACCAUCCAAUAGUACCCACCCCUCUCUGCCGACUUUCGUUGUUUAUAUAUGCAACCCCUUUUCUUAUCUUUCAAAUAUACCUUCUUACACAAACACACACACUCAUUUCAAUCUACCACCCCCCUCCUUAAUUUCCCAAUUUAUAGUGCCAGCCAGGCGCCGAAGCUUCAAUUAGUAAUUCGUUUAUGAUGGCCUUGGUGUAAUUUCAUGGGUGGUCAUUCCUUCUUUCUUCUCUAUUUCUUUCUAAUUAUUCCUCCAUUUCCCAUCAUCCCUGAUUAGAACUACUACUUACAUCCCACCAACCAAGAACCACUAUAACCAUUCAACAUUGGCUCUGCUUUCUCCAGAGUUACUAAUAAAGCUAAUUUAUCAAGAAAAUUGUUCAAUACAAAAGAUACACACACAUUACCAAUUAUGAGAAUCUCUCUGGUUAUCUCCACUUCUUUGAUGAUUCAGAGCCUUCUUGUGCUCAUCUUCUGUCAAGGUAUAUUGGGGGCUACGUUUACAUUUGUGAACAAGUGUGACCAUACAGUAUGGCCUGGAAUUCUUGGAACUCCAAAACUUGACAGCACUGGUUUCGAACUAACCAAAGGCAGUUCACGUUCAUUUCAAGCACCAACGGGUUGGUCGGGCCGGUUCUGGGGCCGAACCGGCUGCAACUUCGACUCAGAAAACGGUUCAUGUGCCACAGCCGAUUGCGGGUCGGGUCAAAUGGAGUGCAACGGUGGUGGAGCCACACCACCUGCAACACUAGCAGAAUUCACACUCGGGUCGGGUUCACAGGACUUUUAUGAUGUGAGUUUAGUGGACGGGUACAACUUGCCCAUGAUGGUUGAAGUGAGUGGCGGGUCGGGUCCUUGUGCAUCCACGGGUUGUAAUGUGGACUUGAACCUGAAAUGUCCGAUGGAGUUGCGGGUGAAUGGCGGCGACGCCUGUAGGAGCGCGUGUGAUGCUUUUAAGACUCCACAGUAUUGUUGUGCGGGCGCGUAUGCUUCACCGGCCACUUGCUCGCCGUCGGUAUACUCGCAGAUGUUUAAGUCGGCGUGUCCGAAAUCGUAUAGCUAUGCAUAUGAUGAUAAGACAAGUACAUUCACUUGUUCUAAUGCUAAUUACAUCAUCACAUUUUGUCCCUCCUCUCCACCAAGUAAACAAUCUCCAAAAUCAAACGGAUCGACAGAUGAAUCAGGAACGGAAUCAGGUUCUGGGUCAUUUUCAGGUUCUCAAUCAGGGUCAGGUUCUGGGUCACUACCAGAUUCUGAAUCAGGAUCAGGGUCAGGGUCAGGUUCAGGGUCAAUGGAUCAGGCAAUGUUAGCGGAUGGAUCUUGGUUAGCAAGUUUGGCUACAGGGAGCUCGGCCAGUAAUCAACCUUCAAGAGUUAUUCAAUUUAUACCUCUAAUGGUGGCUUUUGUAUUUUUUAUAGGUUCUCUUUUGAAAUUAUAGAGUUUAUAAUUAUUAAAUUUCAUUGAGUAGAAUGGACAAGCUUGUUAAUUAUUAAAUUUAAAAAUAAAUAACAAAAGAAGGCAUAAAGCAUCAACCUGCUAGCUUCUGUUAGGCUCACACAUCUCCACAUUGUAAACGAUUCCAUCAAUUACAUUUUCACGAAGUUCGUCCCUUCUUUUAA
Lycium ferocissimum is the source of this 1655-nucleotide messenger RNA. Its product is annotated as thaumatin-like protein 1. Gene Ontology annotation, cellular component: extracellular region. The transcript is spliced from 3 exons. NCBI's taxonomy places the organism in Eukaryota, Viridiplantae, Streptophyta, Magnoliopsida, Solanales, Solanaceae. Bases 449 to 1474 code for a protein of 341 amino acids. Gene Ontology annotation, biological process: defense response. The record is from RefSeq and is a predicted model, not a curated record.